ACUGCAGGAGCUACAGGUGCUAUAGAAAUGCAAGCCGUUCUUUCUCCUGGUUGGGAAAUUGCCCAUUCAAUCUUCUGCUGGAUUUUGUCUCUGAAGUGCAACAUUGGUACAUUUUCAGCCUCCCUUCUACUUUUCCUCCACACCUCAGAGAAUGGAGAAAUUGUUUGGCCUCUGCAACAGCUAUCCACAGGAACAAAGCAUGUGGAGUAGCACGGUGACGAGCCCAUGUCCUCCCACUCCUUGGCUCCUGCAUUUUGUGCUGCACGUAAUUAUGCAAUAUGUUUACUGUUUUUGUGGUGCUAGUAGGAACAAUUAUAAAUGUUUACAUUUUCUCUUUUUUUCCUGGGCUAGCAGUGCGAAACAUAGAGAACAGUCCAUGCAAUUACUUCUGAUCUAAAAUGUAUUCCCUCCUUUUUCCUUACUCCAACAUGGUUCAAACAACAACAACGUGGUCUGGGGGGAAUCAACCAGUUGCAGAUUAUUUACAACGAUAUCUACUGAAGCACAACCAGUGGGUUGUGGGAAGGUGAAUGGUAGAAAUGUUGUGUCUGUUUUGCCCCACAGUUCCUUAAUAGACCAAUAGGUGCUACUGUUGAUCGGAACUGUUUACAAGCUAGGAAGUGUACUUUUGAAACACUUCCACGAUGGUAGAAUUUAUUUCCUGCAACAGCUUUCCUAACUCUUGGUAACCUUCUUGUUUUAAAACCCAAAUGUGGGGUCACAAGUUCGUUAAUCCUGGUUUACAUAAUUUUUAUCAGCCCCUUCAGCCUUUUCUGCUAUUCAAUUAGAUCAUAUCUGAUCUGCACUUCAUUUACUGAUCUUUGAUCCACAUCCUUCAAUACCCAAGACACAAACUACAGCUGAUGCGUAACUUUCCUGCUUUCGUUUUUUUUUUGUAUUACUUUUUGUACCUGUGCAUUUCUUUUCUUUUCUGAUAUUAUGCAUUGCCGCUGACCGGGAGAUCUAGGCCCAUUAUGCAUAAUUCCAGAAAAGAAAUGGGCAGGUGCCAAAAGCAAUCAAAGAGGCUACUGAACCAUGGGCCUUUAUCUCAAGCCAUUUGAAAUACAACAGUGAGGAGGUUAUGCACCAGCUGCCGCUGCCUGUGAAGUUCUUACCCGCCCGACAAUACUGCCCUUUCUUCCGUGAUCUUCUGAUCCUGGCUGACUGAGAAAUGUGCAGCACAGUGUUUCCCAUCGAAGUCCAGCGGACCAUAGAAGAGUCGGGGGAAGAAGAUGACAUGCCCUCUUUUUAUGGCACUAACUGCCAUAUUCAGGUGGAGUUGCUUGUGUUUAUUCGGGGCAACCCUUUGAUACUAUAAAAGUGAAGAUGCAGACCUUCCCUUACAUGUACAAAAAUGUGUUGGACUGUGUUGUAAAGACAUAUAAGGAACGUGGCAUUCGGGGAUUCUACCAAGGCACUACUCCUGCCCUAAUGGCUCAUAUGUCGGAGAAUGCUGUGUUAUUCUUGUCGUAUGGGUUUUGUCAAAGAAUAGUGAGGAAACUGUCUGGAAUGGAUAGCAAAGCUGAGCUCAGUGAUUUACAGAAAGCAGCUUCUGGCUCAUUUGCAUCAGUAUUUGCUUCAUUGGCCAUUUGCCCAACAGAGCUGGUCAAAUGUCGCCUCCAAGCAAUGCAUGAAAUGAAAUCCUCAGGAAAGCUAGAAAAAGGACAUCCCAGCACAGUUUGGGCAGUGAUCAAAAAUGUUUUGAAAACUGAUGGUCCUCUUGGCAUGUACCAAGGUCUAUCGAGCACUUUGAUGAGGGAAAUGCCUGGCUACUUUUUUUUCUUUGGUGGCUAUGAACUCAGUCGCACCCUUUUUACUACCAGAGGCGGGUCCAAAGAUGAUCUAGGUCCUAUCCCCUUGAUGGUGAGUGGUGGUUUUGGAGGUGCCUGCUUGUGGAUUGCUGUUUAUCCAAUCGACUGUGUAAAAUCGCGUAUACAAGUCCUCUCAAUGGCAGGCCAGCAGGCCGGUUUCUUUAGUACUUUCCGAAAAAUUCUUAUAAAAGAAGGUUUUAAAGCCAUAUAUUCUGGAUUAACACCAACAAUGAUACGUGCGUUUCCUGCCAAUGGUGCAUUAUUUUUGGCCUAUGAAUUGAGUAGAAAAGCUAUGAUGGAUUACAUGAGUGACUGAUGGAGAUUGAGAAAGAUUGAGAAGCCUUAAUCCCAAGAGUUUGAGCUGCAAGAAGGAAAAGUAUCAAAUUUUAGGAGCUAGCUGGAAUACUUGGUACUGUACAUGGAGAAGUGCAUAAAGUAGGUGCAAAGGAAUUCAAAAGCAGCUGAACUUAAUUUAACUUUCAAGCAAUAUUAACUUAAUUGUUGCCAAAUUGAACUGUUUUGUAAAAAUUAAAAUUGUGUUCCGUUUCCAAGAGAAACAAAUCAAAGCCCUUUGCUCGUAAGCAAAUCUUAUGUUGUGAAUUCAAACUUAAAAGGGGCACAGGAAAUAGGAUGGCAGCUUAAAAAUAAUUCAGCCACAGGCAUUCCUGACACUCCACUAUCACAAAUCUCAAGCUGGAAGGGAAAAGUGUGCUAAUUUUCUUUUUAGUAAAAGAACAUGGAGAGGAGUGGGUGGAGUGUGUGACGUAAUAGGCAAAGCAAUACCACUCCUAUUUCAGUACACUUGGCUGGUUGUUAGAAGCUGCCUUUCCUCACUGCCCCCAUUUUCAAAAUGGAUGCCAUUAAAUCAGAAAGAUAUG
This is a messenger RNA of Carcharodon carcharias (great white shark), 2689 nucleotides long. RefSeq names its product solute carrier family 25 member 15a (gene slc25a15a). The transcript has 7 exons. Gene Ontology annotation, biological process: mitochondrial L-ornithine transmembrane transport. The coding region runs from base 1327 to 2127 and encodes 266 amino acids. NCBI's taxonomy places the organism in Eukaryota, Metazoa, Chordata, Chondrichthyes, Lamniformes, Lamnidae. The record is from RefSeq and is a predicted model, not a curated record. Gene Ontology annotation, molecular function: L-ornithine transmembrane transporter activity.